Molecule: messenger RNA, 2524 nt
Organism: Alosa alosa (allis shad)
Lineage: Eukaryota; Metazoa; Chordata; Actinopteri; Clupeiformes; Clupeidae
Product: death-associated protein kinase 2-like
Exons: 12
Coding region: 497-1582 (361 amino acids)
Biological process (GO): intracellular signal transduction; positive regulation of apoptotic process; protein phosphorylation
Cellular component (GO): cytoplasm; nucleus
Molecular function (GO): protein serine/threonine kinase activity; ATP binding
Source: RefSeq, a predicted model, not a curated record
UUUAACUUGUGGAAUAGGCUAAUUUUGUUAAUGUUAUAGAUAUAUACCAUUCAAGUGACAUGAAGACCUGAAACACAUCAACUCCAUUGACACUGUGUGAGCCACUAGCCCAUGAGAUUAGUAAGAUAGGCUACUAUUUCUAAAAGGACAUCGCCCCGCAUACAUUCCCAUGACACGAAGACUGGCGUUCAAAGGGUGUGUGUCCUCUGUUGUGGAAUUUGUAGGCUACAAGCCCCCUGUAGAUGCUUCGACUGCGCAGUCUGAGACGAGAGAGGUUAGACCGGUCCUGUAACUGCAAGGAAACAGGGAAAUGGGUGGGAAACGAACAUGAUUUCUUCUUGCGUUUAGAUUUCAUCAAGGAUUAACAGGAAAUUGAAUGAUUAUGGAAUCCGAUCCAUGAAGGAGCUGCAUCAAACAACGGAUACAUUUACUGCAUCAAACAGUUAAGUGAAUUACGUCCAUGUGGCUGGAGUGGAGAUAGCAGGAGCAGUCUGCCAUGGCUCUGAUUAAACUUCAGAAUGUGGAGGACUUUUAUGAAAUUGGAGAUAUGUUGGGCAGUGGGCACUAUGGGCAGGUGCGGGUGGUGCACGAGCGGUCGACGGGCACUCGCUGGGCGGGUAAGUUCCUGAAGCUGCGGCGGAGCGUGAGCAGCCGGCUUGGCCUUGAGAGGAAGAGCGUGGAGCAGGAAGUGGAGAUCCUGCAGGCGUUGCAGCACUCUAACAUCAUGGCCCUCCGCGACGUCUUUGAGAGCAAGGCCGAGGUGGUGCUCAUCGUGGAACUGAUCAACGGGGGCGAGCUGUUUGAUUUCAUCGCUGAGAAGGAGAACCUUUCCGAGAACGAGGCGAUCGAGUUUAUGAAGCAGAUUCUAAAGGGUGUAGGCUUCAUGCAUAGUAAACACAUUGCCCAUUUUGACCUCAAGCCAGAGAACAUCAUGCUGUCAGAGAAGGAGCAGGAACACCCUCACAUCAAAAUCAUAGAUUUUGGCCUUGCCCAUCGAUUCACCCCAGGGGAGGAGUACAAGAGUCUCUGUGGAACUCCACAAUAUAUAGGACCCGAGGUGAUCAACUUUGAGCCCUUGAGCACAGCAGCGGAUAUGUGGAGCCUUGGAGUGGUAACAUACAUUUUACUGAGUGGCAUGUCGCCUUUCCAAGGGGAUACUGACGAGGAGACACUAAGAAACAUAGUGGCGAUGAACUAUGAGUUUGAAGAACAGUACUUCAGUGAGACUAGUGCCAUGGCCAAAGACUUUAUUGAGAAGUUGCUGGUCAGGGACCCAAGUGAGAGAAUGACAGCAGAUGAAUGUCUACUCCACCCCUGGAUCAAGCCUCUGACAAGGAAGCAGGCAGCCAAUAGGAGUCGUUCCUCCAUCAACAUGAAAAACUUCAAGAAGUUCAAUGCUAGGCGGAAAUGGAGGAUGUCAUAUAACAUGGUGUGGGCUUGCAAUAGACUUUGUCGCUUGCAGUUACUGUGCAAGUCAAGGGCCAAAGUUGAUGAAGAGUUGAGGGGGUGUGAGAGUGACCAGGAGGAUACAGAGACCAAGCCAGCAUCGCUAAUCCGCCGUCGCCUGAGCAGCAACUCCUAAGGAUGACCACUAGAGGGAGCCACAUGGCCUUACAGACUAAUCUUGUCUAACAGAGACUAGAUGUCUGAAUGGGAUGUCUGUGUUCACUGUGGCAAGCUCACUGGCUGUGUUAAACAAGUACAUUUUGUCAGUGAUAACUCUGUUUUCCAAUAGAGCAUAGCACUCUAGUUCACAGUGAAGUUAUGGUAACCGUGUAAAUGUUGAGUUCAGUUGUGAGAUAAGAAGGAGGUUCCAUUGUUGUGCUUUUAAUUUCUGCGCUGUAUUUUGGAGCACAGAGAUAAGUUAUUGAGUUGAGGAAUGUCACUCUGUAAAUCAACCAUAGCAGUAUUUCUGAUAGUUUGCAGGCUCUUGUUCUGCCACUCACUGUUUCUAUCUCUCUCUCUCUGACAUACACACACACUCACACACACGCAUGCAUGCAGGCACCCACGCACACACGCAUGCACGCACACACACACACAGACUGUGCAAACUAUUUUAGGAGUUACUUGAAGUUAUUCCUCUUGAUAAAUGUAUUUUGUACAAACAGAGAAGUACACCCUUGGCAACAGCAUGGGGUUUUAAGUGAAAGCUGUUUACAUAGUUUUUGUUUUUUCUCAUACUCUCUACCUCGGUUAAAUGACAGCCUAAUGCAUCAAACCAAAGCUGAGAGUUCUGAGAGGUUUUUUAUACAAUGCAGCAUGUUUGCCCUUUGCAACAAAUAUGACUGCUUUACAAGGGCCUAAAUGAAAGUACUUAUUAAGCUGUAUCUUGGUAACAUUUCAAAUUUUGUUUGCAAAAAUAUAUUAUUUUAUUAUUUUUAAAACAAACAAACAACAAACAUUUGAAACGUUUCAACAUGUGAGGUGAUGUGUUUUGAAGACAUGUUUAUCAUUAGCAUUUUAUAUUUGUAUUGCUGUGUAGUUUAAGUUACCUAGUUUAAUACUGAAUAACUGAUUAAAU